UAUUUUUAGAAGUUUCCAUUUCACCUGCACGCUUCUUCGUGUAUCAUUACCAUUGGUGUAUGGAAAUUUUGGCUUCAAGAUAAGGCCGGUGACAGGUGAGGCGAGGUGGGACGACUACAGCGUCUUCAGUAGACGUACCGAGUCAGGACUAAGGAGACAAUAUGCUGGUGUUUGUACUGGCAGCUCUAGCGGCUGCGGCCUCGGCGGUGGACGUCACCAUCAGCAACCACUGGGACGGCGGCUUCCAGGCGAAGGCCUGCAUCGCGAUCACCACCGAACUUCAUAGCUGGAAGGCGCACUUAAAGUUCUCGGAGGCCGUUGAUUCUCUAGAUUGCGGCACAGCCAAUGUCCAGAAGACGAAUGGUGGAAAGGAAUACAUCCUCACGAACAAACAGUGGAACGCAGAUGAGCAUGUUGGCGACAAACUCUGCCUGGACUUUGUUGGUCACACAAGUGGUGAUAUCAACCCUAAGACCACCCUAACAAUAGAGGGCGUCACCGGCGGAAGCAACACGGGUACCAACACAGGUACCCACACCGGUACCCACACCGGCACCCAGGCCCCUGUACAGGUGCCCAAAACAGGAGGCGGUACAGAAAGAUACAACUAUGGCGAGGCUCUUGGCAAGUCCAUCCUGUUCUAUGAUGCUCAGAGAUCAGGCAAACUUCCGGCCAACAACCCCAUCAAGUGGCGAGGUGACUCCGCCCUGGGAGACAAGGGAGACAACGGCGAGGAUCUGACUGGAGGGUGGUAUGAUGCUGGUGACCACGUCAAGUUUAGCUUGCCCAUGUCAAGUACUUCGACCGUGUUACUCUGGGGAUACCUGCAGUGGAAAGAUGCCUAUGCUACUACUAAACAAACAGACAUGUUCUUUGACAUGAUCAAGUGGCCCUUGGACUACUUCUUGAAGUGCUGGAUUCCAGCAAGUCAGACUCUGUAUGCACAGGUUGGAGAAGGAAAUGAUGACCACCACUUCUGGGGCCGCGCUGAGGACAUGACGAUGGCCAGACCCGCCUACAAACUCACACCAAGCAAACCUGGGUCCGAUGUUGCUGGGGAGAUUGCUGCAUCCAUGGCUGCUGGGUAUCUGGCGUUUAAACAGAGAGAUUCUGCCUAUGCGACCAAACUCCUGACUGCAUCCAAGCAGAUCUAUGCAUUCGGAAAGAAGUACCCCGGAAAAUACAGCCAGAGUAUCUCCGAUGCCGGCCAGUUCUACUCGUCCAGCGGAUCCAAGGAUGAGAUGUGUGAAGGAGCUAUGUGGCUGUACAAAGCAACAGGGGACAAGUCUUACCUUGCCGAUGCCAAGGGAUACCACGAGAAUGCUUGGGCGUGGGCUCUGGGAUGGGACGACAAGAAGAUCGCUUGCCAGCUGCUCCUGUACGAAGCUACCAAAGACACUGCAUACAAGGCGGAGGUGGAGGGCUUCUUCAAGGGCUGGCUCCCUGGUGGCUCCAUCACCUACACUCCAUGUGGACAGGCGUGGAGAGACCAGUGGGGCUCCAACAGAUAUGCAGCUAACUCUGCAUUCGUCGCUCUGGUGGCUGCUGAUGCUGGUAUUGACACUGCAACCUACAGGAAGUGGGCAGUUGAGCAGAUGAACUACAUCCUCGGGGACAAUAAAUACGGCAUCAGCUACCAGAUUGGCUUCGGCACAAAAUACCCCAGGAAUCCACAUCACAGAUCCGCCUCCUGCCCUGACAUUCCAGCUCCCUGCUCCGAGACUAACCUCCACACCGCUGGCCCCAGCCCUCACAUCCUUGUGGGCGCCAUUGUUGGAGGUCCUGGUAAUGACGACUCUUACAAGGACAACAGGGAGGACUACGUCCACAACGAGGUGGCCUGCGACUACAACUCCGGCUUCCAGUCUGCUCUCGCUGGUCUAACUCACCUUGUGCAAGCCAAGGAACUGCCAGCCAUACCUGCACCAAAGUGUCACGGUUAAGUGUCACGGACUGUUUUGAAUGAAAUAAAAUAUUGAAUGUU
Molecule: messenger RNA, 1984 nt
Organism: Haliotis rufescens (red abalone)
Lineage: Eukaryota; Metazoa; Mollusca; Gastropoda; Lepetellida; Haliotidae
Product: endoglucanase E-4-like
Exons: 12
Coding region: 162-1943 (593 amino acids)
Biological process (GO): carbohydrate metabolic process
Molecular function (GO): polysaccharide binding; hydrolase activity, hydrolyzing O-glycosyl compounds
Source: RefSeq, a predicted model, not a curated record